UUUGAGGUGCAGCCUGGGAAGAUUUUAUGUAUAAAAUUCAAUCCAGCCAAAACUCAGCUGACAUUACUGAACCAGAACUAGACAGAGCCUUUGUGAGAUUACAGAGACUUUUAGAGAAAAAGGUCAGAGUAUUUUGGCAUAAACAUUACUUUUCAAAAUACUGUGAAAAUCACAUUACUCCUUGGGGUCUGCGAAUACAAAUAUUCCCUAACCUCAAGAAAAUUGAUGAUUCACUUAAAACUGAAUGGGAAGACAACCUACAAACUUGCUCGUUCGGGAUGAUGCACAUCCUCUGCAAGCAAUAUGAGGGUGAAAUUACUGACCUUGAUUUACAGAUUAAUACUUGGUAUAUUGAUCUGAUUCUAGCUGCUACUAGCCCUCUCUUCAUACAACGUGAAAAGGAGCUAAAAGAACACUUGGAGGAAUAUACUGCUGACCUUAUAAAGAUUAAGGAAGGCAAAUAUAUGCGAGACAAAUCGGCAUACGAUAACAAGUAUGCAUACAAAUGGACUCCAUCUACAUUUGCGAGACAACCAGCAUAUCAACCUACUCGAAAUGUACCUCCUAAUACCUCCAAUAUACCUAACAUGUCUUCUGUCUCCUCUGCAGCAUCCAGCCAAUCAACGGUCUAUCGGGAUCUUUCACAGAACCAACUCCCUAAGAAACGUAAAAGCAACCGCAAAUCCGCGUCAUCGGAUUCACUUUCUCGCACCGGAUCUACUAUUACGCGACAAUUCACCACUAAUUCGUCCACACUGGACAAUAUCAGGUCUUUUUCUCGACUACCACAGUCUGGCACACCGCAGGUGGCCUCCACCUCGUCAGCACUCCUCACUCGGGCUUUACCUAUGGCUCCACCCUUUUCUCUUUCACCCACUACCACUCCCACGAGACGGAGCUGGCUUUAUAAAUUCUGGUCGCUUGUGGAACCCCUGAGGAAGCCGGCCACGGCGAAAUAUAUUGGGUCCAACAACAUCUUUAAAUCGACCAGUAGCUCAAUAUUGGGGAAUUCCAGCAACCCAAAUCAGACACUCUGGCAAUUUUGUUUUUAA
This is a messenger RNA of Rana temporaria (common frog), 1052 nucleotides long. RefSeq lists its product as uncharacterized. Bases 27 to 1052 code for a protein of 341 amino acids. The transcript is spliced from 2 exons. The record is from RefSeq and is a predicted model, not a curated record. Lineage: Eukaryota; Metazoa; Chordata; Amphibia; Anura; Ranidae.